Molecule: messenger RNA, 1578 nt
Organism: Babesia microti strain RI
Lineage: Eukaryota; Apicomplexa; Aconoidasida; Piroplasmida; Babesiidae
Product: Tpr related protein, putative
Exons: 1
Coding region: 1-1578 (525 amino acids)
Source: RefSeq, a predicted model, not a curated record
AUGUCUAAUGGUAAUGAUAAUAUGAAGAAGACAGCAACUGUCUUUUCUGGACUAGUUUUUUCAUUUCCACUUCGUCUCGUUAUAACAGGUGCCAGUUAUGCAGUAGUAAGGUUCAAACUCCCGCCAAGUGAAAUUGGACCAUUUAUUAGCAUAUUAAGUAACUCUAUGCAAAUCACAUUCAUUCUUGGUAUUUUAUCAAUAAAUAUACUAAUAUGGUGUAAAGUAAAGGAUGAGCUUAGGUAUAUCUCUAUCGUUAUUUACUGGUUAUAUCUUAACAUUCAUUUAACAAUGUUAAUAAUGAUUUACAGUGGUGAUAUUAAGGGUAAUUCGAAUGCAUAUUACUGGGCGAUGAUGAUAGCAGGUUAUUUAAGUGGAGCAUCUGGUACAUGUGUGUUAAGUGUGAAUGGAGAGUAUGCCACAAUCUUCACAACCACAGUUCCUCUAUCUGGAAUGUUAAUGUCAGGAUGUAAUUGGAUAAUAUUGAAGCGUAUAAGUGUAAUAUCAGAUUAUGAAACAAGUUACAAGAUUAUUGAUUAUCAAAUAAUAAUAUAUAUAAUAAUGAUAUUGAUAACAUCAAUUUUAUGGACAAUAUUAUUUAAUGUGAAUGCAGAUACUAAUAAUAGUACAACAGGUAAUACUACAAUCGUUACCAUGGCAUCUAUAUUUGGAAUUUUUGUAUCAGUAUGUCAUUGGAUAAUAUUAAAGUAUGAAAAUGGAUUAUUAAAAUAUGAGACAAGUUACAAGAUUAUUAAUUAUCAAAUAAUAAUAUACAUAAUAAUGAUAUUGAUAACAUCGAUUAUAUGGUUAUUAGGAUUUAAUGGUAAGAUCAGUUCAAUAAUAUCAACAAAUUCUGUUAGAAAGACAGCAACUGUCUUUUCUGGACUAGUUUUUUCAUUUCCACUUCGUCUCGUUAUAACAGGUGCCAGUUAUGCAGUAGUAAGGUUCAAACUUCCGCCAAGUGAAAUUGGACCAUUUAUUAGCAUAUUAAGUAACUCUAUGCAAAUCACAUUCAUUCUUGGUAUUUUAUCAAUAAAUAUACUAAUAUGGUGUAAAGUACAGGGUAAUAUUAUUAGGUAUAUAUCUAUCAUUAUUAACUGGUUAUAUUUGAUUAUUUAUUUAACAAUGUUAAUAAUGAUUUACAGUGGUGAUAUUAAGGGUAAUUCGAAUGCAUAUUACUGGGCGAUGAUGAUAGCAGGUUAUUUAAGUGGAGCAUCUGGUACAUGUGUGUUAAGUGUGAAUGGAGAGUAUGCCACAAUCUUCACAGCCACAGUUCUUCUAUCUGGAAUGUUAAUGUCAGGAUGUAAUUGGAUAAUAUUGAAGCGUAUAAGUGUAAUAUCAGAUUAUGAAACAAGUUACAGGAUUAUUGAUUAUCAAAUAAUAAUAUACAUAAUAAUGAUAUUGAUAACAUCAAUUUUAUGGACAAUAUUAUUUAUUGUGAAUGCAGAUACUAAUAAUAGUACAACAGGUAAUACUACAAUCGUUACCAUGGCAUCUAUAUUUGGAAUUUUUGUAUCAGUAUGUCAUUGGAUAAUAUUAAAAGUAGUGAAGCUGGUGGUUCUGGCACUGGAUCUAGUGUAA